Molecule: messenger RNA, 6744 nt
Organism: Tyto alba (common barn owl)
Lineage: Eukaryota; Metazoa; Chordata; Aves; Strigiformes; Tytonidae
Gene: EPB41L4A
Product: erythrocyte membrane protein band 4.1 like 4A
Exons: 23
Coding region: 779-2821 (680 amino acids)
Cellular component (GO): cytoskeleton
Source: RefSeq, a predicted model, not a curated record
GGUGCCGGUGCCGGUGCCGGUGCCGGGCGGUCGGGGCGCAGCCAAGCCCGCGGGCGGCAGCGACUCCUCACGGCCUGGCAGGUGCCGUCUGCCGGCCUCCGCCUCAAAGCCGCCCGGCGCUGCCCCGCCGUCCCCCCGCCCCCGCCGGGGGAGGAGGCGAGCGGCUGCCGGCCCCCUCCCUCCAUGGCCGCGGGCCGGCGGGGGACGCCAGCCCCGCGCCCGCCGGGCACCGCCGCCGUCCCGCUCCGCUAGCGCGGUCUGCGGCCGGAGGGAACGCGCUCGCCGGGCGGGGGGGCUCCCACCCCGCUCCCCCCCCGCCCCACCCCGGGCGCGGCGGUGGCGGGGGCUCCCUCGGCGCCCAUUCCUCCACACAAAGAGGACGCGCGGAAACGUGCGCGGACGGGGCGGGGGACGGGGCGGGUGGGCGGCUCGGUACCUCCCCAGGGCGGCAGCGGCGGGGGAGCCGCCGUGACAGCCAGCCGUGGGCGAGGGCUGCGCCCUGCGCUCCUUCCUAAAAAGGCGCCGGUCUUUUUCCUCCCCUUUUCCCACAGGGAGCGCCCGGCACCCCCCGUCCAGGCUCUUCCGCGGGAUGGCGGCGGAGGGCCGCCCCGUGUCGCUGGGCGCUGCGCCCUAGCAGCCGCCGGUCUCCAGCCGCUGCGGGGGGGGCGCGGAGCCGGGCGCGGAGCCGGGCGCGGAGCCGGGCGCGUCCCAGCCCCUCUCCGCCGCCGCUCGGGGUUCUUCCCGCCUCCCCGCCCCGUCCCCGGCCAUCGCAGCAGGCAUGGGCUGUUUCUGCGCGGUCCCGGAGGAAUUUUACUGCGAAGUUUUGCUCCUGGACGAGUCCAAGCUGACCCUGACCACACAGCAGCAGGGCAUCAAGAAGUCAACGAAAGGGUCAGUUGUCCUGGGCUACGUAUUUCGUCACUUAAACCUAGCGGAGAUAGAUUACUUUGGACUGCGCUACUGCGACCGAAGUCAUCAAACGUACUGGCUGGAUCCUUCAAAGACCCUUGCUGAACAUAAAGAAUUGAUAAACACUGGACCACCAUACACUCUGUAUUUUGGCAUUAAGUUCUAUGCAGAGGAUCCAUGUAAACUUAAAGAAGAAAUAACAAGGUAUCAGUUUUUCUUGCAGGUCAAGCAAGAUGUUUUACAGGGCCGUUUGCCUUGUCCAAUCAACACUGCAGCACAGCUGGGAGCAUAUGUAAUUCAGUCUGAGUUGGGGGACUAUGACCCGUAUAAGCAUACUGCAGGUUACGUCUCAGAGUACCGCUUUGUUCCAGACCAGAAGGAAGAGCUGGAGGAUGCCAUAGAGCGGAUACACAAAACUCUGAUGGGUCAAGUUCCUGCUGAGGCAGAAGUGAACUAUUUAGGGGUGGCCAAAUCCCUGGAAAUGUAUGGAGUGGACCUUCAUCCUGUUUACGGUGAAAACAAAUCUGAAUAUUUUUUAGGAUUAACACCCAUAGGAGUUGUUGUCUAUAAGAAUAAGAAACAAGUAGGAAAAUAUUUCUGGCCUAGAAUUACAAAAGUUCACUUCAAGGAAACACAGUUUGAACUUAGAGUCCUGGGAAAAGAUUGCAAUGAAACUUCCUUCUUUUUUGAAGCACGUAACAAGAUAACAUGCAAACAUCUCUGGAAAUGCUGUGUAGAACAUCAUACAUUUUUCAGAGUGCCAGAGAAUGAAUCAAACUCUCUGUCAAGAAAAUUCAGCAAGUUUGGAUCCAUAGGUUAUAAACAUCGGUACAGUGGCAGGUCAUCUUCACAAAUGACCAGAGACCCUUCUGUGCAGCUCCCGCGUCCUGACCAGUGCAUUGAAAGAAGUCGCAGCAAGACUUACCCCAAAAGAGUUCAACAGACAGGAUCUAAGAACAUGAGCCAGAUUACAACAAAUGGGGAAAAUGAAGGAACUACCAAAAUUAUUGCACCUUCCCCUGUGAAAAGCUUUAAAAAGAUGAAAAAUGAAAACAGUCCAGAAACCCAAAGAAGUAAAACAAGCGCACCAUGGGAGGAAAAUGGCCCACAGAGUGGGCUGUAUAAUUCUCCCAGUGACCGCAAUAAAUCACCAAAGUUUCCUUACUCUCGGCGACGGAACCCAUCAGGUGGCAGCGAGAAUGAGUCUGGUCAGCCAGUUCGGAGGAGGAAAAAUCAAAACAGUGGCGAAGAUUCAGAUUUAAAGCAAAGGAGAAGAUCACGUUCUCGCUGUAACACCAGCAGUGGCAGUGAAUCAGAAAAUUCCAACAGAGAGCAUCGGAAGAAGAGAAACAGAUUACGGCAAGAGAAUGACAUGGUUGAUUCAGCUCCUCAGUGGGAAGCUGUGCUACGGAGACAAAAGGAGAAAAACCAGGCGGAUCCAAACUACCGACGAUCCAGGCACAGAUCACGAUCAAGGAGCCCAGAUGUACAAGCUAAAGAAGAACUAUGGAAACAUAUUCAGAAGGAGCUUGUGGAUCCAUCUGGCCUGUCUGAGGAGCAGUUGAAAGAAAUUCCAUACACUAAAAUUGAGACUCAAGGCGACCCAAUACGCAUUAGGCAUUCACAUUCCCCUCGAAGCUACCGUCAGUAUCGGCGGUCCCAGUGCUCUGAUGGUGAAAGAUCUGUCCUGUCUGAAGUGAAUGCAAAAACUGAUCUGGUGCCUCCACUGCCUGUCACACGAUCUUCAGAUGCAAAAGGUCCCAGCAUCCAGUUGACUCAGCAGAGACAGAAUGGAUCUAAAGACAGCCUGAUAGAUGAAACAUCUCAGCUAUCCACUACCAGUGUUGAUGGAAAACCCACCACUAAGAUCAUAAAAACUGUACAAGUGUCACGCUUCAAGGUGGAGACUUGACUGCCAUAACUGAAGAUGGUGAAUGAAUUUUAUUCGUUGGAAACUGAGAAUCUGUGUGUGUGUGCAAGGGAAGGAACUGAAGUCAAUGUGGUAGCAAUUUCUUCAGGACACUCAGAAGCACAGCCUACUUGCUGGGAAAGACAAGCAAUGCUUUUACCACUGACACCAUUCUAGUAGUGUGACUGAUCAAGGACAAGCUGCCUGAUUAGACAACCAAAAAGAAAAAUCUUAGAAAAAACAAAUGAAUCGGCAGUUACAUUUCCAAAAAAUGAACAGAAAAAUUGCUGCAACAAAACAGGCUUUAUCAUCUGCCCUGUAACUGAAUAGCCUUUUCCCAAAAAGUGGCUGUUAGCUGACAUGAUCAGGACCAGAUGCUUCACGAGAAGCAACAUAGUUGUAUUUUUGGCCAAUUGUGCAAUACAGUGUGAUAUGGGGAGAAUUAUCUUCACAAUUUUAUAUGGGGAUCAACUUGUGUCCUGAGACAUAAGGACUGAUAGCUCUUACAAGAUUUAUUUUAGCCUAGCACAACAGAUGCUCUUGUUAAUACAAAUGUUGACUCAGCUCAAAAAUCAUAGUCUCGGUAAUACCCUGUAGCAGAGACCUCCAGAGGUGAUACAGACUUACUUCCCUGUGGCAGUUUUAAGUGUUCUCAAUUUUGAAUGCCCUUUAUCUAGAGGGACUAUUUAAUUGAACAUUCUAUACCAUAGAAAUAAAUCUAUCACCUUAUAGUAAACCACACUGGAAAAAAAUGGAGAAUAUGUACUGACCCGCAUAUUAAGACUGCUUAGCAAGGCACUUAAGUACUGGUUAAAUGAAACUUGUAGAGUAGGAUUUAAGACAGCUAGCAAAUAACUUUUUUUUUUUUUUUUAAAAAAAAAAACUAGAUUAGUAAAGUCUGCCUUCAUUUCUUUUAGUUUGAAAUAAUCAAUGCUAGUACCUUCUGAUACUUUUCUCUGAGCCAUUUCUACUAUGAUAAAAUGACAAAGGCAGUAUUUCAGGUAUGAUAAUUGCAUUUUUUUUUCUAUUGUCACAGUAGGAAUAGUAAGUUUUAAUGAUGCUGCACGUUGAGUGGUUUAUCUUCUAGUAUGUAUCUGAAGUGAUGCCUAGCUCUUCUCCUGUCCUAUCACUUUGUACAAGUAGCUGAAAGUCAUUCCUCUGCCUCCCAUUUGUCCACAGUCAGCACAUGGAUGGGCCUUCUGGUGUUGCUGACUUACUAAGAAGCUUAGCAAAAUCUUGGUGUUGUGAAAGUAACGUUUGCUAAGUGUAAUCUGCAAACUAAAUACUGAAUUUGUCAAACAGCAUUGGAAAUGGCUGUAGUAGCUCAUGUGCUUACAUCUGUCCUCCUUAAAUGCAAGCCCCACCACCUUCAGUGAUUUGCAGUGAUCGUGUGUCUUCUACCCCUAACAACACCAUACCGGGAGUCUGCAGCCCUGUCAGAAAAGCAGUACAAGCUGAGAACUGGAGUGAGCAUAAGGCACCUAAGUUAUGAUUGACAAGAGGCAUGGGGUUACUAAUACACAUUUUAACUAACAAAACUGAGAAGUGGGAGCCUUGUACGAUGUGUUUUAUUUUCUGCUUAAUUUUUUGAUUAUUGAUCUGAGGUGGUCAGGUGGACGCUACUAGUCAGCAUGGUGGCCAUACAGUCUUUAUAUUCCUAUCACAGUAUGAAUUGGUCUGCAGGUUGGGAGAUGCUGCAUAGUGCCAGGGAAAGCAGAUUCACUUCAUGAAUAUUUUAGUUUGAUUUUGGACAGUUCUGCUACUUCAGUCUCAGUGAACAAAUCUAAAGGAAGGAAAGAGCUUAGUACCCCUCUGUGGUAAAAAUUCUGUUUUCAUGGAGGUUCCUCAGCAUUUUCUGAAUUUACUGUGGAUUGCAUCCUAGGACAUUGUUGGGCUUGGCUUAAAGUAUUUUCUCAAACUGUUAUGUAAGUCUGAUUUCAUUGUCAUUGCUUCAAUUUAAAGUGACCCUGUAGGAUCUCUUUAUGACCUUGUGUAGUAUUUUCACGAGCACCAGUUAAACACAGAAAAACCACAAAAAAACCCCACCACUGUCGCAAAGAUUGUGGUGAUACAGCUUAAUCUAGAGCAUCACAAUCUUUUGGAAGACAACUGAAAUAUAACAGACCACACAAGAACUGGUUAUAGUCUCUACAGUGAAAGCCACUCCUGAUUUCUUCAAGGUGUUCCAAGCUUGAAUUAUGCACUUGCUUGUAUCUUGUUGCUUUCUAAAUCAUUACCACUAUUCUGCAUUCCUUACUCAGGCACUGGCAAGUAGAACACAUCUAUUACUUUAUGAGGAUUUGUGGUGUUAUUAUUUGAGAAUUAUCUGUACAUAGUGUCUGUAUCUUGCCAAUCCUCAAACACUGAUCACGAAGAAAAUUACUUGCAAGGUUUAUAUCCAACCUCAUGUUUUCCUGUAUGUUGUUAUCUGCCUGUGGGCUUUUGCGUAUUCUAGCUAGGUACCAUCUGGCAAGUGUGUGGUAUUUUACUUAUCCCACCACACCAGAAUAUAGGCUUCUAUCUAGUCUAAUAGUGAUCGGUUUCAGUUCUCAAGUCACAGGAGAGUUGUUUUGUAAUCAAGCCAACUUUUUUGCAUUUAUAUGAGAAAAUUUACAUAGUCCUGGAUUUGAGUUAGUGGUCUUCUCUCCAAUGAGACUAUGUAGGAAGCAGGUUUUAGCAAGUCUGGGGCACUACAGUAGUUUUAUAUCUGCAAAAGAAAGACUUAAGCCUAACGCCUGUAUUACAUGUUAAGUGUCAGUGCCAGAACAAGGCAAAACUUGGACAAGGAAGUCAUUGUCAGCUCAUAGUACAGAAAAAGAAACUUCCACAUACAUGAGCCACCUUUCCCUUCAAGCUUCUUUUCCUCAGCCAUUUGAGGAAAGGCACCUUUUCUUGUCUUAUUUUUUUGUGUGAGAGAUGCCUACAAAGUGAUCAAUCACUGAAAGUGCUUACUGUGUCACAGCUGUUUUGUUGCCCUAAACUAGCCCUACAACAUCUCUAAGUGGCUUGCCUCUUACAGCUCUGAGCUGCACCUUGUUUACCCUUCCCUGGCUCUCUUGGGGCUUUCACUGCCUAAAGGCAGUUACAUUUUCAGACCUGGAGUUUGGAUGUCAGUCCAAAAUGCUUGUACCUCCUGAUGAGUCGGGCAAGACAGGAAAUGUGUAACUGUGUCAGGCAAAGUUUACCCUAAGGUUGGAUGCCAUACAGACCUGUCCUUACAUGGACAGUGAACUCAUACUUGAGACAUUCUCAUCCUAAUUCUGCUUCUAGCCUGCUGAAUUGAUCUCAGGCCAACAAUGUUAAGAUUGUGCCUCUGCAUUUACCUCUUCUGAGACAUCUGUAAGUACUAAGAAUAGGUAAGUUAUGGAACUCUCUCACUGAUACUAGCAAGACCUACAAAUAUAGAUAUACCUUUAUAUUUUAUACCAUAAUGAGGGUUUGCUAACCACACUACAAAUGCAUUUUGUAUAUCCCAUAUUGGUCCCCUUGCUUGUUACCUGGUUUCUUUCAUUAGGACCUAGCCUUGACCUGCUCUUUUCUACACUGCACUUCUUAUCAAUAUCCCUAACCUUGCAACUCGUAUUCUAAUAGAGCUCAUUAUACUGAACAUGUUGGUUGGGAAAAAAGAAAAAAAAAAUUAAUCACUACCAUUUAAAUUGCCAAAUUAAUCAUCUUUAUACAUGUGAAUACUGAACUGAAUAGAUAGCACAUUUUCUUUUGGGAAAGCCUGUUUAAUUCAAAGCUCCCUAGAAAGAUGUUUGAAAAUAACAUACAUAAACAUAUCAAUGUGAUGCCUAUGUUCUAUGUACAUUAAGUAUUCAUGAAGCAACUGUGUGCUUUAUUUUCAAUUGAGUUUGAUAGAUGGCUGUGUUAAUACUUGUGUCCAGGUUAUUUAAAAGUCAAGUAAAACUUGAAUUUUUAGAGCA